AUGUCGGGCCCAAGUAUUCGUGAUCAGUGGAACAACUGGUCUGCAUCGCGUUCCAAUAAUUCGGACCAUGCCUCUUCAACGAUGUUCAGUUCUUGGAAGGACUCACUCUCAGAAUCCGCUAAUCAGCUAUAUACCCGUCUUCCAAUUUAUGAGCGAGAAGAGCUGACCCCUGAACCUUCGUGGUUUAACUUAUCACGUCUUGAAAGACUCGUAGCGUUUGGGAGUUGCAUUCUCGCAGGAGCGUUCUUCUUUGGUACCUCGUUUGUGCUAUUCCCGGUACUUGCGAUCCAACCAAGAAAGUUUGCGUUGCUCUGGACUUUGGGGUCGAUCUGCUUUGUGGCAGCGUUCGCGGUGCUCAAUGGACCAAUUGCCUACUUCCGUCAUAUGGUAUCGAAAGAACGGGUUGCGUUUUCGGGAUUCUUCCUCGUCACGGUAUUGUCAACCUUAUAUUUUGCAGUGAUUGUCAAGAGCACCAUCUUGACGGUGAUCUCCGGGGUGGCGGAAAUGGUGGCGGUGGUUUAUUAUACCAUCAGUUAUUUCCCAUUUGGGGCUCAGACGUUGGGGAUGUUGACUUCCGCUGGUGGGAGACAAGCGAUAUCAAUGAUAGGAUUUUGA
Molecule: messenger RNA, 615 nt
Organism: Saccharomycopsis crataegensis
Lineage: Eukaryota; Fungi; Ascomycota; Saccharomycetes; Ascoideales; Saccharomycopsidaceae
Product: Sft2 protein
Exons: 1
Coding region: 1-615 (204 amino acids)
Biological process (GO): vesicle-mediated transport
Cellular component (GO): membrane
Source: RefSeq, a predicted model, not a curated record